UGUGCUGCUAUAUGACACGUUGAGGUUAGAUAGAAUAUUUUGAUUCUCGCUCCAAUUUUCCACUUUCAAAAAAGAAAAUCAUGCCCAAAAAGAAAUCGGGGCAACGAAAAAAGGCCGAAAAGCAAAAACUGAGGCAAAAAGGCAUCCGAGCAGCUCGAGAAAAUGUCCAGCUGGCGCAGCACCCUUGCAAUUCCACCAUGGAAUGCGAUAAAUGCCACAGAAAACAGAAAAGCAGAGCCUUUUGUUACUUCUGCCAGAGCGUGCAAAGGCUCCCAGUGUGCGCCCAAUGUGGCAAAGUAAAGUGCAUGUUAAAAACGGGAGAUUGUGUUGUUAAACAUGCAGGAGUAUUUACUACUGGCUUAAACAUGGUUGGCGCCAUAUGUGAUUUUUGUGAGGCAUGGGUGUGUCAUGGCAGAAAAUGUUUGCAGAGUCAUGCUUGCACUUGUCCAUUACAAGAUGCAGUUUGUUUAGAGUGUGAACGAGGAGUUUGGGACCAUGGAGGUAGAGUAUUUAAGUGCUCUUUUUGUGAUGGCUUUUUAUGCGAGGAUGACCAAUUUGAACACCAAGCCUCCUGUCAAGUCUUAGAGUCAGAAAACUACAAAUGUCAGUCUUGCAACAAAUUAGGCCAAUAUUCUUGUCUAAGAUGCAAGACAUGCUACUGUGAGGAUCAUGUUAAAAGAAAAGGCUUUAAGUAUGAAAAGAAUAAGCCUGUACCAUGUCCAAAGUGCAGUUAUGAGACUUCACAGACCAAGGAUCUAAGCAUGUCAACAAGGAGCCAUAAGUAUGGCAGACAAGGCCAGGCAACUUAUGACGACGAUGACGACUAUGACGCAGCAGGCGAUGACAGCUAUGGCAACGGAGCUGGUUUUAGCUAUGGAGGGUAUGGUGCUGCUGGUGGGUAUGGGGGAGGAGACUCCUCGGAAGAAGAAGAUGACGAGGACGAUGAUGAUGAUGAGGAGGAGGAGGACGAUUCUGAAGAUGAAGAAUCUGGCAGUGAGAGUGACGGUAGUGAGGAGGCGGAGCCUGAAAAGAAAAAUGAUGAUGGCAAGAAGAAAUGAAAUUGCGCAAGAUAGUUUUUAUAUUAUUUAAUCAAUCUAUGUAAUAUAAUAGAUCAUACCAAAUA
Molecule: messenger RNA, 1123 nt
Organism: Anthonomus grandis grandis
Lineage: Eukaryota; Metazoa; Arthropoda; Insecta; Coleoptera; Curculionidae
Gene: Noa36
Product: zinc finger protein 330 homolog
Exons: 7
Coding region: 81-1058 (325 amino acids)
Cellular component (GO): nucleus
Molecular function (GO): zinc ion binding
Source: RefSeq, a predicted model, not a curated record